GAAAGUGAAAGUAAAGUGUGAAACUCCACCGCCCUUUUUUUCUCCGUUAUUUCUGGAACAGACGCAGUGUUACAUUCUGUUCGUUGACAAAUUAGCCUUUCAACUGUUUUGGUUUAUGUUUCUAAACUCCUAAUAGUUUUAUUGACCAGUUACAAACAGCUUUACCUUGGCGUCAGACUUGUUUUGUUCGUGAAAUGAAGACCUUUCCGACCUCUGCGGUCUGGUGUUUUGGGAUUCUGUUCAUCAGUGUAUCAUUGUUAACGACAGGGUUGUCUGAGGUUCAGGUUGUUGGACCGGCUGACCCAGUCGUUGCCUUAGCUGGUGAUGACAUCAUUCUACCAUGUUCCUUGAAACCCAAUGUCAGUGCUGAGGACAUGACAGUGGAGUGGACAGGAUUGUACCUGACAACAAGAAACGUCCAUCUUUACCGUGACGGUCGAGACUCCAAUGAGGAGCAGUUUCCAUCCUACAGGGGAAGGACAUCAAUGUUUCAUGAAGAACUGAAGAACGGCAACGUCUCCUUAAAGCUGAACAGAGUUACUCUCUCUGAUGCUGGAAGCUACAGGUGCUUCAUUCCAACACUGAUGAAGGACACCACCGUUCAACUCUUUGUUGGUGCUGUAUCUCAGCCAGUGAUCUCUAUUGAUGGAACUAAAGGCUGGGGGGUGGUCCUGAAGUGUGAGUCUGGAGGCUGGUUUCCUGAACCUGAGAUGGAGUGGCUGGACAGUUCUGGAACCAUCCUCCCUGCUGAUGGACCUCCAGAGAGACACAGAGACUCAGAGGGCCACUACACUGUGAGACAACAUGUCACCGUGGACAAGACUGACACCAACAGGUUCACCUGUAGAGUUCACCAGACGGAGAUCAAUCACCUGAAGGAGACAGAGAUUCAUGUCCCAGAUGACGUGUUUCCUAAAUCACAAGUAGGGUUGAUUGUUGGUCUAAUAGCAGCAGCUGUUAUAGUUCUUCUUGCAGCUCCAGCUGGUGUCUACAUGUGGAGAAAACAUACAGAGAAGAAGAUUAGAAAACUACUGGAGGAACAAGGUGAUGCCCAGUUUGUGGACAUUCACAGUGUUCACCUCAGUCAGAGGGUUACCAUGGUGAUUCCCAUGGCAUUUUACUUGAUCCGUUCUGAGAGGUACUCUGAGAUCCAUGCUGCCAGGACCAGACAGGACCAGAUGAGACGGUUGUACCAGGCUCUCAAUUCAAGAGAGGACUCAGGAGGGAACCAGGUGAAAUCAGACUUUUACAGGAUUCUACUGGAUCUGGAACCUGACGUUGUCUAUCACCUGGGUGCCAAUUUUGUGGACGUCCAUAAGUAUCAACUCAUUCAGAAGGUUACCAAGGUGAUGCCCAUCCUUCAUGAGCUGUUCUAUAAGGAGUUGUACUGUAACAUCAGGAUCCACCAGAUGACCAGACGGGACCAGAUGAGACAGUUGUACAAGGCCCUAGAAGAAGCAGACGACUCAAGGAGUGUGAAAUUAGACUUUUACAGGAUUCUACUGGAUCUGGAACCUGACGUUGUCUAUCACCUGGGUUCAAAUGAGGAAGAUCGUUACCUUUAUGUUCUCAUUCAAAACCUGUCUAGACAGCUGGAGGUCCGAAUACAGAGUGGUUCAAAUGAGGAAGAUCGUUACCUUUAUGUUCUCAUUCAAAACCUGUCUAGACAGAUGGAGGUCCGAAUACAGAGUGGUUCAAAUGAGGAAGAUCGUUACCUUUAUGUUCUCAUUCAAAACCUGUCUAGACAGAUGGAGGUCCGAAUACAGAGUGAUGAACUUCAAAACCUGGCUGAACAGAUGGAGGAUGUCAGAAUAAAGAGUGAUUCAAAUGAGGAAGAUCUUUACCUUUAUGAACUUCAAAACCUGGCUGAACAGAUGGAGGUCCGAAUACAGAGUGGUGAUGCCCAGUUUGUGGACAUUCACAGUGUUCACCUCAGUCAGAGGGUUACCAUGGUGAUUCCCAUGGCAUUUUACUUGAUCCGUUCUGAGAGGUACUCUGAGAUCCAUGCUGCUAGGACCAGACAGGACCAGAUGAGACUGUUGUACGAGGCUCUCAACUCAAGAGGGGACUCAGGAGGGAACCAGGUGAAAUCAGACUUUUACAGGAUUCUACUGGAUCUGGAACCUGACGUUGUCAACGACCUGGGAUCAUCUGCAUGUUCUAAUUGGACGGAAGACAAUGACUUGUAUGAACUCAAUACAAACCUGACUGGACAGCUGGACAAUGUCACAAGAGAGAGGGAUGGACUCAAAGAAGAGCUGAUUGAACUCAACGAAAAGCUGCGGAAAGCUAAAGAGACCAUCCAAUCCCUCUCCACCUCUCCAGGAGGUCAACAGGAAACACAGACUCCUUCCCAAAAGUCUGAGAGGAUUGAAGGGAUGGAGAUGAAGUCUUUUCCAGGGAGGAAGUCUGCUCCUGAGAUGGAGUCUUUACUGGGUCCUGGACUACAGAAUGAUCUGGAGGAGAUGGAGAGGGGAGGAAGAGUUACUAUAGACAAUAACUCUAUGCUAUAAGGGUUACUAUAGAGAGACUAACUUUCUAUAGAGACCUAACCCACCUAACAAAGCUGAGUUUCUGAGUAUAUAACUGAGUGAUAUGAAUCUUGGUAAGACAAAGUCAUCUGAUAAAGGUGUUAGUCAGUUCUCUAUAAUCCACUUUCAGUAGUUAGUUCUUUACUUGUUGAAGUUUUACUACCCAUGUCUGUUAUGGGUUUAUAUCCAUUUCCUGGUUAUUCUAUAAAUGUUUUCCCCAUAAACAAUGUCUUUCUGAUCCCCCUCAGGAACUGAGUUGAAUUGAAUGGAAUGAUGGACUAAUGUCUCCUGUUACAGACUCUCUUAUGUCCAGUACCUGAUCAUCAGGUAUAUCAACCAGACCACAGGACUGAUGUCUCCUGUUACAGACUCUCUUAUGUCCAGUACCUGAUCAUCAGGUAUAUCAACCAGACCACAGGACUGAUGUCUCCUGUUACAGACUCUCUUAUGUCCAGUACCUGAUCAUCAGGUAUAUCAACCAGACCACAGGACUAAUGUCUCCUGUUACAGACUCUCUUAUGUCCAGUACCUGAUCAUCAGGUAUAUCAACCAGACCACAGGACUAAUGUCUCCUGUUACAGACUCUCUUAUGUCCAGUACCUGAUCAUCAGGUAUAUCAACCAGACCACAGGACUAAUGUCUCCUGUUAGACUCUCUUAUGUCCAGUACCUGAUCAUCAGGUAUAUCAACCAGACCACAGGACUAAUGUCUCCUGUUACAGACUCUCUUAUGUCCAGUACCUGAUCAUCAGGUAUAUCAACCAGACCACAGGACUAAUGUCUCCUGUUAGACUCUCUUAUGUCCAGUACCUGAUCAUCAGGUAUAUCAACCAGACCACAGGACUAAUGUCUCCUGUUAGAAUCUGUUACAGACUCUCUUAUGUCCAGUACCUGAUCAUCAGGUAUAUCAACCAGACCACAGGACUAAUGUCUCCUGGUAGAAUCUGUUACAGACUCUCUUACACACGGUUUCCAUGGUAUCAAACACAUCAUACAUGUGGUUUCCAUGGUUUCCAUGUUUGGUGCCAUUCCAUUGGCUCCGUUCCAGCCGUUAUAAUGAGCCGUCCUCCCCUCAACAGCCUCCUGUGAACAAGACUGAUAAAACCAUUUGUUGAAAUGUUUAUAUUUCUGUUUUAGCUUCAACCUGUCAGCUUCUAUUGUAGCUUCAACCUGUCAGCUUCUAUUGUAGCUUCAACCUGUCAGCUUCUAUUGUAGCUUCAACCUGUCAGCUUCUAUUGUAGCUUCAACCUGUCAGCUUCUAUCGUAGCUUCAACCUGUCAGCUUCUAUUGUAGCUUCAACCUGUCAGCUUCUAUUGUAGCUUCAACCUGUCAGCUUCUAUUGUAGCUUCAACCUGUCAGCUUCUAUCGUAGCUUAAACCUGUCAGCUUCUAUCGUAGCUUCAACCUGUCGGCUUCUAUUGUAGCUUCAACCUGUCAGCUUCUAUUGUAGCUUCAACCUGUCAGCUUCUAUCGUAGCUUCAACCUGUCAGCUUCUAUUGUAGCUUCAACCUGUCAGCUUCUAUCGUAGCUUCAACCUGUCAGCUUCUAUUGUAGCUUCAACCUGUCAGCUUCUAUUGUAGCUUCAACCUGUCAGCUUCUAUUGUAGCUUCAACCUGUCAGCUUCUAUUGUAGCUUCAACCUGUCAGCUUCUAUCGUAGCUUCAACCUGUCAGCUUCUAUUGUAGCUUCAACCUGUCAGCUUCUAUUGUAGCUUCAACCUGUCAGCUUCUAUCGUAGCUUAAACCUGUCAGCUUCUAUCGUAGCUUCAACCUGUCGGCUUCUGUAAACGUGAAUGUUUAUAUUGUAGCUUCAUGUCAAUGUGCCAGUUUUUUAUUUGACUUUUUUAAGUGUUUAAUUUGACUCUAAGUUUUUAGUGUCACCUUGAUUAUAUACAGAGGGGUCAAAUUAUUGACACCCUUGCUGAAGAUCAUGACUAUAUUAAAUAAAUAAAGUACUGACCUAUUGUAUGCUCAAAAUAAAUUGUAAAUUAUAUGAUUUUAAAAUAAUAUAAUUGCUCAGAGAAAUAUAUUUGUUGUAAAAGGUUAGGGGUCAAAAAUGAUUGACAGCCCUGAAUCUUCAGGAGUGUGAUGAUGUCAUUACUAUGAAUAUAGAACCAGAUACUGACCUUCUGACUAGUUUAUUACUCUUUAGGGGGGUCAAUCAUUUAGAAAAUAAAUACUACUUGUUAAACUAAAUAUUUGAAUCAGAUCAAUCGUAUUAGUAUAAAAUAAUAUAAUUGACACAUGUUGAGCAGAUAAUAGAGCUCAGUAUUUAAAUUAUUCAUUUAUACAGUCAUUAUUAUCUUUAUCAAGGGUGUCUAUAAUUCCAGACCCACUAUGUUAUAUAUUGAUCAUGUAUAUGCAGUUGAAUGGUAUUUUCCAUGUAUUGAUGAUUUCUUGUUUUAAUAAACUAUGACAUCAUUGUGUGAGAAUGUGACUCCAGUGUAAUGUUUCAAAAUGUUUAAAAGUUAGUAGGUAGUGUUACUGUUUCCUUGGUGACCUGUGUUGUGGAAAUAUGAAAUAAAUAACAUAAAUAAAUAU
Messenger RNA from Oncorhynchus mykiss (rainbow trout), 5068 nucleotides. Its product is annotated as butyrophilin subfamily 1 member A1. NCBI's taxonomy places the organism in Eukaryota, Metazoa, Chordata, Actinopteri, Salmoniformes, Salmonidae. Gene Ontology annotation, cellular component: external side of plasma membrane. The record is from RefSeq and is a predicted model, not a curated record. Gene Ontology annotation, molecular function: signaling receptor binding. Gene Ontology annotation, biological process: T cell receptor signaling pathway; regulation of cytokine production.